This is a messenger RNA of Meriones unguiculatus (Mongolian gerbil), 4157 nucleotides long. It is a transcript of the gene Pdp1, whose product is annotated as pyruvate dehydrogenase phosphatase catalytic subunit 1. The transcript has 2 exons. Gene Ontology annotation, biological process: protein dephosphorylation. Gene Ontology annotation, molecular function: protein serine/threonine phosphatase activity; cation binding. The record is from RefSeq and is a predicted model, not a curated record. The coding region runs from base 142 to 1920 and encodes 592 amino acids. NCBI's taxonomy places the organism in Eukaryota, Metazoa, Chordata, Mammalia, Rodentia, Muridae.
CCCCUCCCCUCGCUCCCCCCUCGGCUCUCUCCUCCCCUCCCGGCCCAUUCACUGGGCUGCGGCGAGACCUCGCCCCUCCUCCGCGCCCGCCUCCCCGCCGCCGCCGCCUCCUCUUAAUUGAGCAUCUCUGCCUUGCUUUCAAUGGGCCGCUGCUGCUGUCGCUGCUGCUCUCCUUCUCCGCGCGGGUUGUGGAUGUUGUCGGCUCCGUGUUGUGAUGACGGGAGAAUGUGUGUGUGUCCCGGGCCCAGACGGAUUGGAAUCCCAGUCAGAACGUCCAGUCUGCCCCUGUUCUCUGAUGUCAUGCCAGCACCAACUCAACUGUUUUUCCCUCUCAUCCGUAACUGUGAACUGAGCAGAGUCUAUGGCACUGCGUGUUACUGCCACCACAAGCACCUCUGCUGUUCACCUCCGUACGUCCCUCAGGGUCGUCUGAGGUGCACACCCCACCCAGCGUAUGCCACCUUUUGUAGGCCGCCGAGGGAGAGCUGGUGGCAGUGUACUCAAGGAAGGAGAUACGCUUCUACACCGCAGAAAUUUUACCUCACACCUCCACAAGUCAACAGCAUCCUGAAGGCCAAUGAAUACAGUUUCAAAGUGCCGGAAUUUGAUGGCAAAAAUGUCAGCUCCAUUCUUGGAUUUGACAGCAAUCAGCUGCCCGCAAACGCACCCAUCGAGGACCGGAGAAGUGCAGCCACCUGCUUGCAGACCAGAGGGAUGCUUCUGGGCGUGUUUGAUGGUCACGCGGGCUGUGCUUGUUCCCAGGCAGUCAGUGAAAGACUCUUCUAUUAUAUUGCUGUUUCCUUGUUACCCCAUGAGACUUUGCUAGAGAUUGAAAAUGCAGUGGAGAGUGGUCGGGCCCUGCUACCUAUCCUUCAGUGGCACAAGCACCCCAAUGAUUACUUCAGUAAGGAGGCGUCCAAGUUGUAUUUCAACAGCUUGAGGACUUACUGGCAAGAGCUUAUAGACCUCAACACUGGAGAGUCAGCUGAUAUUGAUGUUAAGGAGGCUUUAAUUAAUGCUUUCAAGAGACUUGACAACGACAUUUCCUUGGAGGCUCAAGUCGGUGAUCCUAAUUCUUUUCUCAAUUACCUGGUGCUCCGGGUGGCCUUUUCUGGGGCUACAGCUUGUGUGGCCCACGUAGAUGGUGUUGACCUCCAUGUGGCUAACACUGGUGAUAGUAGAGCCAUGCUAGGUGUGCAAGAAGAGGAUGGCUCCUGGUCAGCAGUCACGCUCUCCAAUGACCACAAUGCUCAGAACGAAAGCGAACUAGCACGUCUGAAACUGGAGCACCCAAAGAAUGAGGCCAAGAGCGUGGUAAAGCAGGACCGGCUGCUUGGCUUGCUGAUGCCUUUCAGGGCUUUUGGAGAUGUCAAGUUCAAGUGGAGCAUUGACCUUCAAAAGAGAGUGAUAGAGUCUGGCCCAGACCAGUUGAAUGACAAUGAAUAUACCAAGUUUAUCCCUCCUAACUAUCAUACACCUCCUUACCUCACAGCUGAGCCAGAGGUAACUUAUCACCGGUUAAGGCCACAGGAUAAAUUCCUAGUGUUGGCGACUGAUGGGUUGUGGGAGACCAUGCAUAGACAGGAUGUGGUUAGGAUUGUGGGUGAGUACUUAACUGGCAUGCAUCACCAACAGCCAAUAGCUGUAGGUGGGUACAAGGUGACUCUGGGACAGAUGCAUGGCCUUUUAACAGAGAGGAGAGCAAAGAUGUCAUCAGUCUUUGAGGAUCAGAACGCAGCAACCCAUCUCAUUCGCCAUGCAGUAGGCAACAAUGAGUUCGGAGCUGUCGAUCAUGAACGGCUCUCUAAAAUGCUUAGUCUUCCUGAAGAGCUUGCUCGGAUGUACAGAGAUGACAUUACAAUCAUUGUAGUUCAGUUCAAUUCUCACGUCGUAGGGGCAUAUCAAAACCAGGAACAGUGAGUGAUGUUACCCUGGCAGUUCUCCAGUUCGAAGGGCAGAUCAACAUUUGAAAGAGACUAACAGUAAAUAUUCCAGUGGUUCAUUCUAAACACUUCACAUUGAUACCCUAGCUAGCCCAGUAUUCCAGAUUGACUGUGCAACAUGAGAGCAUUAUGAUUGUCUGUCUUAUCCUGUUGGACCUUAAGGUACCUGCACUGGAGGCAGCUCGGUUCCUUACUACAGGUGUCUUGUAAACAGUGACUUAAGAAUGUGAAGAUUGGCAGAUAAGGUCAAAAGCAAGGAUUUUUCUGGGAAUAUUAGCAAAGGCAAAAAAAAAAAAAAAGCCAUUACCAUCCCCAUCUGCAGAUUCCCUCCAUCAUAAGGAUCUAUUGUUCAUGAGAAUAUUUAGUUACUGCAUGAAUUUUUUUUUUAAGAUAAAUAGUCCACGUACUAUUCACAUACAUUUAUUUUAGCCUGAAGUAUUUUUUUGGGUCCAUUGUUUUAAGCCAUAAGUGACCAUGAACCAAUAAAUCUGGGUUUGUAAGUUUUUGUGCAAUUAAAAUGUUUUCAAAUGGAAAAAAUUAUAAACUGCUCUUCCUUCCUCAUUCAUGAUUUCCUCAGUGUAACUGAGAUAUUUUGUUUUGCUACACCUAAAACACAAUAAAGGUUCUUAGUUUAUGUAUCCUUCUAGUGUUCUAAUAAAUGUUACCUAAAGGGAAAAUGCUUUUCCAGUUUGUAUUCAUGAAAAGCUUUAUUUAGUUUGAAAUAAAGAUACUCAGAAUGAAAAGAGACUGCUCUGUUUAAUUCUUGUCACCUGUAGCUACCAGCAUGUCACUGUUCUGUAGUCCCCAAAGUCUUGGCAAGCUGUGUGUGUGGUUGGUAAACAAACAGCUGCUGAGAAAUUGUUUCUUUAUUUGUGAUAGGAGUUUCAUGAAUUUUGGAACUUUAAGAAUAACAUGUAAUAAGUUUAAAUAUCAAUUUGAGUAGUAAGAUUUUAAUAUAUUUGAGAACAUUUUUUGUUUGUCCCCACUUAAGUCAAUAAAAUAAUUGGACUUAAAUCAUUAAAUGCUUUAAACAUACUGUGGCUUGUAAUAUAUGUGUUAAGAUGUAUACAUGAGAAACUCUAAAUAGUAACCUAUGCAUGCCUGAUACACAACACUUAGUAGUGUCAAGUAUUUGCCGCAGUUUCCGUAAUUACCUGCAGUCCUUUCCAAUACUGUCUUAAAGUAAAUUAAAAUAAAUAGAUUCAAGUAGGCUUUUUAGGAGUUUAUUUGAUGUACAUCAAAUGAUAGUUUUGUUCCUGCAUUCAAUGGUGAUCUCUGUAUAGCUGUGCAUAUGUUCCCAUCACUUAUUCACUAUUAAAAAAAAAAAAAGCUAUGACUUUGUUUAAAAUUCACAUAAGUUUUUAUACAAAACAUGAUUAGUCUAUGUUGUGUAAUUAGUUGGGAAUAUAGGAAUCUUUUCAGAAUUCUGCAAGAUAUGAACUAUGUGUUCAAGGACUGCAUCGUGAAUCCUAAAUCAAUAUAUAUGGCAGUAUUGGCUGCAAACUUAGGUCUAAAUAAAAGUAGACUCAGGAAGAUUGCGUCUCAGAACAUCAUAGAAUUUGUUUUCUGAAGUACUUUCUGGGUUUGUUUUUCUAAGUCAACUUUUUAAAUGCCACUUUUUAUUUUGGAGGGGGGAAGACUGACAUACUUCUAAAUUGGGACAUCGAGGAUGAAAAUGUAUACUACGGCAUGAAACCCAUUUUUAGGACUGUUUGGAAUUGCUUUUGGAGAGUUGUGUUACAUGCUGACUAAUGUCGUGUCUCAGUGUAAUACAGAGAGAAUCAAGUUUGUUCUCUGUGCUUGUGAAAAGACAGCAAUCCUUAUUCCCCAAGAAGUUUUAUUUACAGUCUGAAAGCCAGCCAACUUGUAUAGAAAUGAGAAUGUGAUGUCAAAAUAAAAAUAACUGGUUAUUCAAAAACUUUUAGGUACUGUUACUUAAAAGCAGUUGUGACUUUAUUGUAACUUGUCAUAAUUGUGACAUGUCUAGAAGUAAAGUCAGUUUGUGUAAAUUUUCAUGAAAUUUAGUCUUAAACUUGUUUCAUUUAUACUUUGUUACAUGUGUUCAAUUUCUGUAUGUAUAUUUAGUCAGUGCUUCAUGUUACAUGUAAUAUGCCCUGAACUACUUAAAAAGGAAUGGUGGUACCGUGCUUGGUUCAAAUGCUGUCGAUGAGAGAAAUGCCCACAGUGAAUUAAAGCUUUAUAUCUGCUUUCUGA